AGUCGGAUGUAGACUUUUCCUCGCUCAGCGUUUCGCCGAAUCAGUGUAGUUUUUUCUGAAAAUCUAAUCAGAAAUACGUUCAACUGUGUGUUUGAGUUAUUUGUGAUUACAUUUUGAUUGACUCGAAUACAGUUCGUUUGCAUAACAACUAAUUUAGCCUUAGUUCUAUUCAUCGAUCACAUAUGACAAAAUAGUCGUUAAUUAAAUUAGUGUUGAUACGAAUUUUUCACAUAGCUUUUCCUUAAAAAUAUCAAGACCGCUUCUUGUUUCGUUGCAUCAUGCAUGCUGAAAAUCUUCUUCAGAUAUUCAAUCUGAAAACGUAUUAGAAACGAACGGUGUUAACAUCGUGUUCGAAAACUGUCAGAAGCAAUUACCAUUGGAUUAUACUUUGUGACCGGAUUUGCUAACUUUGGUUUAUAAGUUGAGAAAAUGUGUGCAUUAUCAUUCGUUACUUAGUUCACGUAAUCGAAAGAAAAAAGACCAUGGACAAACUACAUGACUAUCAAGGAUGGACGGGAAGGUUCCACGAAUUCAAAGAAGGACUGCGAGUAAAACAUGCCGCUUGGCGCGAGCAGAGAACGGGUGGAUUUACUCAGUAUAUCCGAGACAGCAUAAGAACGCCGAAUCAGCGGCAAGACAACAUCGACUCUAAUGCGCCUUGGGGAGAGAGCAAUGUGGAUUUUUCUCACAUAUAUCGGAAAAAAACUAGAAUGGAGCUCAUCCGGGUGUCUGCAGCCGUGAUGGGAAUUGAAUUUUCUUACGCAGCGGAAACUGCAUUUGUAUCACCCACUCUGCUGAAAAUCGGCGUCCAACAUCAACACAUGACCCUUGUUUGGUGUCUGUCACCGUUGGUUGGAUUCUUCUUAACACCAAUUCUAGGUUCUAUGAGUGAUCGUUGCAAAAGCAACUUUGGAAGACGAAGACCGUUUAUCAUAUUGCUAUCCAUAGGAGUAUUACUAGGUCUGCUACUUGUACCCAAUGGUGAAAUUUUGGGAUACGCAUUUGGUGAUGUGAAUCCAUACUCGAACGAAACCGACUUUUCAACACAAAGUGUACUUCCGCACAGGGCCACUGCCCAAGAAACAAACUAUCAAGAUGAUGAUACAUUGAAGACAUCCACAAGACCACCUCAUCCUUGGGGAAUACUUUUCACUAUACUUGGAACAGUAUUGUUAGACUUUGACGCAGAUGCGUGUCAAAGUCCGUCCAGAGCAUACUUGCUCGAUGUAACGAUCCCAGAAGAUCAUGCUAGAGGCUUAUCGACAUUUACAAUCAUGGCUGGGCUUGGUGGAUUCAUGGGAUAUUCCUUGGGUGGCAUUAACUGGGAUAAUACAGCUAUUGGAAAAGCUUUUGGAGGUCAUGUAAGAGCCGUGUUUUCUCUGAUUACAAUUAUAUUCAUACUAUGCGUAUUUUGUACUAUCGCGAGCUUCAGCGAGAUUCCACUAUGGAUAUUAGACGAAGAAAUACAAAGACAGGAUCCACCACCCGUCUGUAAGAUUACAAAAGCUAUGUCCGAACAAGAUGUUCUUGAGAAAAUUGAAACCGCAUCGUACGGAAGCAUCGAAGAAGAAAAAAUGCAUCACCACCAGAAUAAUCUGCGAAGGUACACGAUGCCGGCAUCAAGUGUAAACCGCGACUAUGAUGUGCUCCCUGGAAACAAUUGCGCUGAAACCUCAUUCACUAAGAACGAACCUACAGAGAACGUAGAUAUUACCGAUACUCUAUCUAAGAGCGAAGCAAUUACUCUGAAAACAUACCUAAAGUCUAUAAUAUUCAUGCCCCACUCGCUUCGGAUGGUUUGCUUAACUAACCUUUUUUGCUGGAUGGCACAUGUUUGCUAUUCGCUGUAUUUUACGGAUUUUGUAGGAGAAGCGGUAUUUGGAGGGAACCCAAAAGCGUUAGAUGGAACAGAAGAAUACAUAAACUAUGAAGAAGGUGUCCGGUUUGGCUGCUGGGGUAUGGCUAUGUACUCACUUUCUUGUGCUUGCUAUUCAUUGGUAAUCGAAAAGCUGAUCAAACGUUUUAAGGCCCGAAGGGUUUACGUAGGUGGAUUACUCUUUUACUCUUGUGGAAUGACGCUCAUGGCUCUAGCCAAACAUCGUGCUGGUGUCAUAAUAUUUAGCUGGACUGCAGGUGUAAUGUAUUCCACACUAUUCACAAUGCCAUAUUUGCUAGUGGCUCACUACCAUUCAGAGGGUAUUUUCGAAGUAGUCGCUGAAGGCGAUGUGAAGCAAGAGGCCACUGUCAGAGGGUUGGGAACCGACGUAGCUAUCGUAAGCAGCAUGGUAUUCCUAGCCCAAUUCAUACUGUCCAUUUGUAUGGGAUCAAUCGUUUCAUGGACUGGUACAACAACCGCUGUCGUCAGUGUAGCUGCAUUUUUGAGUUUUUGCGGUGCAAUAUCCGCAACUAAAAUUAUGUACCUUGACCUGUAG
Ochlerotatus camptorhynchus is the source of this 2432-nucleotide messenger RNA. RefSeq names its product loss of visual transmission (gene lovit). The record is from RefSeq and is a predicted model, not a curated record. Lineage: Eukaryota; Metazoa; Arthropoda; Insecta; Diptera; Culicidae. The transcript has 5 exons. The coding region runs from base 483 to 2432 and encodes 649 amino acids. Gene Ontology annotation, molecular function: sucrose:proton symporter activity. Gene Ontology annotation, cellular component: membrane.